AUGCAACACACCACACAAAAAUCAUUAUCUUUUGUUUUACACCCAGCUGCUAGACUAGCGACCAUGGUGCUUUUCUCUCGACCCUCUCAAUGGCUGUAUGUUAGAGGGAGCUGCCAUGAGCUGGGACACACCUGGCAUCCCUCAUGCAUGUACAGCUGCUGUGAAAUGUUCAUGUUUGUCUUCCUGGAAGCUCUCAAGGUCUACAUACCUCUCUACUUGCUGUCCAAUAUAACACGCCUGAGGGACUUGAGAUGGGUGCUGAUGAGUCUGCUACCAAACAUCCUCAGAUCCUCUCUCUUCUUGGGGGCCAAUGGCGGAGGCUUUGUGGGAUUCAUCUGCCUCAACAGGCAUGUUCUUGGUGGGUUUUAUAAGUACACAGCAGCAUUUGUUCCAGCCUUCUUGGCCUCUCUCUGCACCAUCUUCAUAGAGAGAAAGAACAGACGCAGACUGCUUCUAGGCUACAUGUCAACAAUGGCAGCGGAGGCUGUGUACUCUGUACUCAAGGCUAAGGGGAAGAUCAAUGGUGUUCCAUACGGAGAGGUGAUGAUAUUUUCUCUGGCAUCAGCUGUACUUUUGCACAGACAAUGUACAAGUAAGGUCAUUCCAACAGAUACAGUAGGCUCUGUAAUAAGUGGACUUCUCCGUCCCUCUCUACCAUCUCCUAUGAAGCUUCCUUUCAGUGGAAUGGCGGCAAACUUACUCUGGGUUGGGCUGUGGGGAUUCAGCUGUGGGUACCUGAUUCGUUUCCUACUCUCUCUGCUCACAUACUGGAGGAAGCUAGUCAAAAGCACAGCAAAUCUCAAAGAGUUGAUCUUGAAGAAGCAAAGCCUUAAAUUUGGGCUCUUUUUGGCUUCUUUUUCAACUUGGUUCAAGCUGUCUAACUGGCUGAUGAAGGUGUUAGCAGUUCCCCAAGACCUCAGGCUGAUUAUUUCAGGUCUUAUUGCUGGUCUAUCAAUGGUGUUUGUACGAAGUCCUGUCAUUUCCUUGUACGCUGGCUGGAAAGCAUUGGAGGUGCUGUAUUUCAAAGCUGUCGAAAAGGGCUAUGCCAAAUCAUGGUACUAUGGUGACGCUGUGCUGUUCUCAAUCUCAACAGCAAUAGUUUUCCAUUCGUUGUUCUUUGAUGCCCACCAUCUUCGAGAGGCCUACUUCAAGUUUAUUGACCGUGUCACGAGGGGUCGAAUUCUACUAAUGAACUAUGAAGUAAUCGAUCAGUUUGGAACUAACGCAUCACUCAGACCAAUGCAGUUAUUACGAGAACAUUCAGCCAAAGAUAAAUAACAGUGUUUUUGUUAACUUUGUACAAAUUUAUAUACAACUGUAAUAAUUUUCUAACUGUC
This is a messenger RNA of Halichondria panicea, 1337 nucleotides long. Its product is annotated as transmembrane protein 135-like. The record is from RefSeq and is a predicted model, not a curated record. Bases 1 to 1278 code for a protein of 425 amino acids. NCBI's taxonomy places the organism in Eukaryota, Metazoa, Porifera, Demospongiae, Suberitida, Halichondriidae. The transcript is spliced from 15 exons.